GGCAGCAGGGCACUGUACCAAAUACAAACUGUCAUCAAAUCAGCUUCUCAUCCUCUUUUUUUGUGUUGUUUCAGUUUCGCCACCAACCCUUCCUUCAUCACCAUACUUGUUUUCUUCUUCUUCUUCUUCUGCAACUCUGUCUUUUGAUCUUUCAGUUUAUCUAAACCCCUAAUUUAUAUUCUUGGGAUAGGUUUCUCCACCACAAAUGGUGAUGUCAAAGCGUAGCCAUAGGUUUUUCAAGUUUAGAAGUCUAGUUUCUUCCCGAAAUCUAACUCCCACUUACCAAAAUCUUCUCCGGUUUUAGAAUCUUUGUUCAUCCACUUAACUCAGGAUUCGACACCAUUUGCAUAAUCAAAAGCCUUUUCUUUCUUUCUUUCUUUCUUUUUUUAAUUCACUGUAUUGGCUGAUUCCAAAUAUUCUCUCUUUUCCCCCUCUCUAUCUAUCCGAACCAUUGUUUUUGGCUUUGGGUUCUUUUCUUUUUGCUCUAAAAAUCUUCUUCGACAGUAUUUCUAGACUUAUAUAUAUUAUUGAAUCUCGUGUUUCUCUCUCCAAAAGACUAAAUGGUUUCCAAGGACUACUACGACUUCUCACAUGCAGUUGUGGAAAUGGCUUGGAUUAUGCUUAGCGUCGAUUACUCAAGGCUCUUUUGGUUAUUAUUUGGUGUUUUCUCCUACGAAAAUCAUGAAGGAAAGCCUCGGAUCAUCUAGCACACCAUAAAUUUUCUUUGUUUUUUUCCACUCCCCGUUAAUUCUAUUUGCUGCCUUGUUCUUGAGUUAUUCUAUAGUAGCUAGAUAAAGUUUAGUAUUUGUGUUCUCAAUAUAUAUAUAUAGAUAUUAGUAUAAUCCCCCGAGAGGUUUCGACGGAACCUGAUUUCUCAGACCAUGUACCAAACACGUCUAGGGGGAUGUGUUGAUGGAGUUAAAUCCCAGCUUGGAUACGUUGAAACCGAUCCCUCUGGUCGGUACGGACGUUUCAGAGAGAUUCUUGGUAAAGGAGCUAUGAAGACAGUGUAUAGGGCAUUCGAUGAGGCCCUUGGAAUGGAGGUGGCCUGGAAUCAAGUGAAGCUUAACGAUGUCUUCCGUUCACCGGAGGAAUUGCAGCGUCUUUAUUCCGAGGUCCACCUUCUCAAGAAUCUUAAACACGAUUCCAUUAUUCGAUUCUACACAUCUUGGGUUGAUAUCAAUCGUAGAACUUUCAACUUCAUCACUGAGAUGUUCACAUCUGGCACACUUCGAGAGUAUAGACAGAAGUACCCACGCGUCGACAUGCGAGCGGUUAAGAGCUGGGCUCGCCAAAUUCUGCAGGGUCUAGCUUAUCUACAUGGUCAUGACCCUCCGGUGAUCCAUAGAGAUCUUAAGUGUGACAACAUCUUUGUCAAUGGCCACCUUGGACAGGUCAAGAUCGGCGAUCUUGGACUAGCUGCCAUCCUUCGUGGCUCACAACAAGCCCAUAGUGUCAUAGGGACCCCUGAAUUUAUGGCACCAGAACUAUAUGAAGAGGAUUACAAUGAGCUAGUGGAUAUAUACUCCUUUGGAAUGUGUGUAUUAGAGAUGCUUACCUCUGAAUACCCGUAUAGCGAGUGUUCCAAUCCUGCUCAAAUCUACAAGAAAGUGACUUCCGGAAAGUUGCCAGAGGCAUUCUAUAGGAUUCAAGAUGAGGAAGCCCGGAGGUUUAUCGGAAAGUGCCUGGAGAACGUUUCCAAGAGGUUGCCUGCUCACGAACUCUUGCUUGAUCCAUUUUUAGCCUCUAAUGAAGGCAAUCUGCUGUCUGUCCCUAGAGUCCUGAGCCAAAAGCUAACUCAAAACGGCCCAGUUGCAGAGCUAGCGCCUUCUUUGCAGGCUGAUCUGACAAGGAGUACUGAUAUGUCAAUAACUGGCACAAUGGAUCCUGAAGAUGACACAAUUUUUCUCAAAGUACAGAUUACAGACAAGGAAGGUCAAGCUCGGAAUAUCUAUUUUCCUUUUGACAUAGUGAAUGACACUGCAAUUGAUGUUGCCUUGGAGAUGGUAAAAGAACUGGAUAUCAAUGACUGGGAGCCAUUGGAGAUUGCUGAUAUGAUAGAAGAGGAAAUAUCUUCUCUUGUCCCAACUUGGAAAGACUGGGGCUCCUCUCAAGUCCACCAUCAGCACAGCUUUAAGUACAAAGAUGACGACGAAGAUAAUGCCCAAAAUGAAAUCUGCCACCCUUUCUAUGCCACCUUCUCCCAUUCUUCCUACGAAGCACAAUUUUCUCACGGGAAAAGUGUGACUUCUAAGUGCAAUUGGCCACAAGAUUUAUUCAGCAAUGAUGAUGCAAGUUCCAGUUGCUCUAUGAACUCCUUCCAGUACUCUACAAUGAAUUAUGAAGACUUUGAUUCGAGUCUAUAUCAAGGGGAGCACCCCUGCAUUCCAAAGGCUCUUAAAUCUACACGAUUUUGUCCAUCAGAGAGCAUGACUGCUCACAGCUACGAACAGUGCGAUGCACAACUUGAUUCAUGGAGGUCUUCUCACUUAAAUGGCCAUCAGAAGCUAACAAAGGUUCGUUCACUUGUGGACGUACGCAGCAAAUUGCUGCACCAAAUGGUAAUGGCAGAGAUAAACAAGAGGCGCUUAUUCAAGACCGUUGGAGCAGUGGAGAACAUUGGAUAUCAAGAGCUGGGAGAAGUUUCAGGCAAGAUAUCUUGAAUAUGUAGGAAACGGAAGGAUUUGAAGAUCAUGACGAAGAUUUCACGGGAGAUUUAGGUGGUAAAGGUCCCAUUAAUCUCUGUGUUAAUAUGCUUUUAGACUUUCAGUUGUGAUGGUGUACAAAAUCUGAGUCCUCAAUCUGGUAUAGUGUAAUAACUAACACAGGUUGCAGAUAUGUUGAAGACUAUGAACAAAGUAUUCCCUAAAACAUCACCACAUUUAUGGAUUGAGAAAACUUUAUUGUUGUUGUAGUAGGACUACUAUGCUUGUAUGUAUAUGAUGCGCCUGCAAUCUGCAUAUGAAUCUUUUACUGGAUACAUGAAAUAUACAGAUUGCUUUCAA
Messenger RNA from Gossypium raimondii (Peruvian cotton), 3005 nucleotides. Its product is annotated as probable serine/threonine-protein kinase WNK5. Gene Ontology annotation, biological process: protein phosphorylation; intracellular signal transduction. Gene Ontology annotation, cellular component: cytoplasm. Gene Ontology annotation, molecular function: protein serine/threonine kinase activity; ATP binding. Lineage: Eukaryota; Viridiplantae; Streptophyta; Magnoliopsida; Malvales; Malvaceae. The transcript has 7 exons. The coding region runs from base 882 to 2663 and encodes 593 amino acids. The record is from RefSeq and is a predicted model, not a curated record.